Molecule: messenger RNA, 4278 nt
Organism: Entrophospora candida
Lineage: Eukaryota; Fungi; Glomeromycota; Glomeromycetes; Entrophosporales; Entrophosporaceae
Source: the annotation of a GenBank genome assembly
AUGCAAUCGUCAAUUCAAAAAGAUAAAAAAACUCAAACACUAAAUAUAAAGCAUGAAUCGGAAGUUACAUCACUUUUUUCAACAUUUAGUAACGAUUCUAGAAAAUUAUCACGACAACGACGAAGACAAUCAAAAUUAGAAAAAGAUCAACAAGAACAACAUAACGAUCAUUUAGAAGCCUCUUACAUUGCCACCAGCCUCGAUGGAAAUUUUGUUGCUACUUUUAAUUCUGAAACAUAUGAAUUAGUGUAUUACAAAACCGAAAACCUUCAAAACCCAAUUCUUGUCAAAAAUCAAAUUCGAAAAGACAUCAAUUCACCAACCAUACCGCCUAAUUUAUGGUGGUCUUUAACAAUCUCAAAUGGUAUAAUUCCAAAUAAAAGCAAAAGUAAAAACAACGAUGACAACGACUCUGAAAUCGUUGACAUAUUAAUCGCAGUAUCAUGUUUCGAAAGUAAAGAAAUGAUGUCCUCACCACUAUUGUCAUCGCUACAAACAUUAUCUUCAUCUAAAUCACAGAUAAAGGUGCAUAAAUCUUCGUCACCAACACCAUCUUUUUCACCCGAAUCAGUAAAUGACGUAAAUAAAUUGGAAAAUGGUGAUUUUGGAAUCGUGAUUGAACCAAAAACUUGGGUAUAUUCAACUACUCAAGACAAAAGAAUCAUUACUGAUAUCGAUACUAUUGGUGGAGUGGUAAGAUUUUUAGAUAAUAGUGUUACACAAUACACAGUUCACUCUGACGAGGAUGAAGAUUCCAAUUACAAGUUGGAGUUGGUAUUAGUGAACUCUUUGGGAAUUUGUAAAUCUAAUAUUUAUCCAAAAUCAAAUUAUGUAAUUCCGAAAUCAAUCUUUAAUUUCUACGGCGACACCUAUGAAGAAUCAGUAAAAGAAUUCCUAUUUCCACCAGCUACCUAUCUUAAAAUCAAAAAUUUAUUUCAGGGUAAUCCAUGCACAAGACAUUUGGAAAGUUGCAUCGAAAAAAAUUAUUUUUUUUCGGAGGAUUUUAGAGCUGAAAAAAUUGAUAUUUAUAAUUUGAAAACUGGUGAUCUGGAGCUUUCUUUAUUUAAAAAUGCUACCUCAUCAUCAUUAGCAUCCCUGCCAUCAAUGACGAUGAUACCCAAUUAUUUAACCGGGAAUGAAUCAAAUUUUGCCAUUUCCAAAUAUGAAAGUAUGGUCGCAUAUUGUGGUAGUACAAACAUCAUUACUUUAUAUUUGAUGGAAAAUGGCCUAGAAAUCAUAACAAAACACUUUCCUCAAAUUUCUAGAAUAUUGUCUUUAACUUUUAUCAAUGAAGACACGAAAUUAUUUAUUGUGGCUCAAGAAGAUUUUUGUGGAGAUGAUUAUUUAGAAAAAUCAAAAACCAUUACUUCAAUUAUAAUUUGGGAUAUUUUUAAUUCUAAUAAUAGUGGUAACUUGUGUCAAAAACUUGAUAUUACUUCAGAUCCUAACUUUUUAAUCUAUGCUGAUGAUAAAAACUUUUUCACAUCAAGUUCUGGUAAAAUUUAUUCCAUAAAUGCGAAUGGCAAAGCGUUCUCCUUAUUAGACCAUCCUGAUAUUUCUGAUUAUCACGAAAUUUACAAGUUGGAUGGUAGUUUGAUCGGUUUAAAAGAUUGUCAAGACAAGUUGAUUGUCAAUAAUGUUGAACCCUGGAUAAAUUAUAAAAAAUACCAUAGGAUUUCGGUGUUUUUAAAUGAUGACAAAACAACUCAACUCAUUAUUGGAUCGACCACAGUUCAGAUCUGGCAAAAAAAGAUUACAAAGGAAAACCAUACCGUGAAAAGAAUUCUUAAAUAUAUCUGGUCAAAUCCUUCACAUAAAGAGUUCGUUGUAGAAUCAAUCGUAGUUGGAAAAAACAAGUUCCAUUUGAAAUUAUUAGAAUAUUCACACUUCUCAUCAGAUAAUUCUGAUCCAAUUGAUAUUCAUAUCCAUUAUCCAAAAAGCGUUAAUACAAUAAAAGAUGCGUGUGGAACACUUGAAUAUCUCUCUAAUCGUAAGAUUGAAUGUAUUGGUCCAAAAAAUAAUCGAAAAUUUGAGUAUUUAUUAUAUCAUACUGAGAAAUUAGUCUUUAGAAGUUUUGUAAAGUCUCCAAGUCUCUGGAGAUUAAACGAUGUUCGUUAUGAUAUUAUGGCAAAUUUGAUCAGAAGUAAUAGCACCUCACUGAUUAAAAAAAUCUUGUUUAAAGACAAUGGUGAGAUAUUGGGAGACAAAAAGAAGCAAAAAGCCUUAGAAAAUAAUGAUCAACAUUUACAUAUUCCACGUUUAUACGGGUGGCCAAAGGUAAAAAAAUUAACUGAUUUAGAAGUUGCAAUCGAAUGCGCAUGCACUAAAGGAAAGAAUCAUAGACAUACAAUUAUAAUAGAAUUUUUACUGGAAUAUUAUUCUAAUCAUGCAUUGGUAAAUGUAGGGUGGAUGUUUACAGUAAGUCAAGCGAUUCCAUUAUUAUUAUCUAAAAAAAAUCUAGAAAUGUACUUAAAAGAAUUAUUUUAUAAACCAUGUUUUGGAACAAAAGAAGUUUUGAUUUACCAAUGCUUUGUUGAUUCACAUGAAUUGAGGAAAAGUGAACGUGAAGGUAUUUAUCCUUUAAGUGCAAGACCAAGACUAAUACAAAAACUUCCUACAAAUCCUUCCUUAAUGAAAAGAAUCAGUGAUUUUUCAUUUAAAAGAAAUUAUGAAAUAAAGAACUAUAUGGAAGAUGACAAUGAAUUGGGUCAAUUGACAAGUGUUUUUGUAGUCCCGUUACCAGAUUUUCUUCUAUACCCAAAUGGUAUAAAAGAUAAAAAACUAAAGUCAAACAAAUUGCUAUUAAAAUUAUUAAGACUAAUAAUUUGGCCGCGUCAGUAUAUUAUUUCGAAGGAGGAAGAUCGUAGUGCAUUUUUGCGAGUAAUUAGACAUAAAAGAAAUGAAUUGAUUUAUGAUAAUCCAUCAUUGGAAGCAUGUAUUAAAUACAAAUAUCCUUCGGCAAAAUUGUUUUAUGCUAGACAAUUAAUGCUUUACAUAGCUUUUUCGGUUGCAAUAGGACUUCAUCUUAGUGUGAACACCUUCUCUAAUAAUGGAUUUCCAAUUCCUGAUGAUGCAACAGAAUAUGCAAAAAGUUAUCACAACCCAAUAAAAAGCACCUGCAUGUUUCUGAUAGUGGUUUAUUUGAGUUAUUAUUUGUUAGCUAUGGAGUUCAUACAAUUCAAACAAGAGAAACUUCGCAAAUAUGUGAAUUUCCAUAAUAUUACAGAUCUUUUAGCAGUAAUAUUUCCAUUCGCUGUUUCAAUGGCACAUUAUGCCUUUACUAUAUUUUCAUAUCUGGAAUCAAUAAAGUUUAUAAAUCGAGGAAAUUCUAAUUCAAAUGAUCUAAAAAAUUUUCUAGAAGCAAAAUUUGAUUUAAUUCGAGUAAACAAAUAUAUUGUAAUUGGCGAUUCUUUUGUUGUGUUGAUUUUAUGGCUGCAAUCUCUACUAUUGUUACGGGUUUUUUCACGUCCUGCAUAUUUCAUCCGCCUUAUCAUUGAUAUAAUAAAAAGCAUUUGGCCAUUUUUAACUUUUAUGGUUAUUGUUGUUUUGGGAUUUGGUCACGCAAUGUACAUAUUAUUAAAUGAUCCAGCUAGUAUUGGAAUAUACCCAGCUACCACAACAUAUGUAGUAGAUAACACAUCAACCUUUCCCAAUCCUUACAAUGACAUAAUAAUUCAACCAGAUUUUGAUCCAAAAAGUGUAUCGGAUAAUUCUUUUGUUGAUUUUAGGAAAUCGGUUGAAUCUGUUUAUUUUUGGCCGUUGGGUAGAUGGGAUCAAGUUGAUCAAUGGGAUUUUUGGCCAGUUGAGCUGUUGAGCAUAUUGGCAAGUAUAUUACUUGUGACUAUAAUGCAAAAUUUAUUGAUAGCAUUUAUGGCUGGCAUAUUUGAAGAAGCAAGUCAUAGUGUGAAACAAAAAACCUUGAAAAUUCAAGCAGAUCUACUGGCAGAUCAUGAAAUAUUGGAGAAGCCAUAUGGUAAUUCUAAAGGAAAUCCACGAUUUAUUUAUUAUGUUGGAAAAGUUAAUGAAUUGGAGAAUUGGUUAAUGAAAACUCAAAAGUUUCUCAACAAUCGAUUCAAACCAUGGGCGGUCAAGUCUGGAGAGGAUACUUCUUUGAGCUUGUAUGACUUUGAUUCAUCGACAUCCUUGAAUAUAGAAAAAAGUUUAAGUAAACUACAAAAUGAAAUGAAAAAUUUGGAUUCUAAUGUUACAAAUAGAAUUGACACGAUUGAAAACAAUAUUAAAGAAAUUUUAAAAUUAAUUAAAUCUCAACAAGCAUAA